Parnassius apollo (apollo) is the source of this 288-nucleotide messenger RNA. Lineage: Eukaryota; Metazoa; Arthropoda; Insecta; Lepidoptera; Papilionidae. The record is from the annotation of a GenBank genome assembly.
AUGUCACGGUGUAUCACGAGGAAUGCAGACAAAUUAUACAGAAUUGCUGGAUUUCCUUGUGUGCUUGGGGCAAUUGAUGGCACACAUAUCCACAUACAGUCUCCAUGCCUUUUAUCAGGUGAAGAAUAUAGAAAUUGCAAGGGUUAUUUUUCUUUAAAUGUUCAAGGGGUUUGUGACGCAGACUGGAAAUUUAUAAAUGUUGUAGCUUGUUGGCCUGGUUAUAUGCAUGAUGCAACUAUAAUUAAUAACUCUAUUCUGAGAGCUGAAUGUGAUGCAGGCCAAUUUUGA